AUGACGCCCAUACCUGAGCAGCCAGUGCCUGAACAUCCCGUGGCUGAACAUCCCAUGGCUGAACAUCCCAUGACUGAACAGCCCAUGGCUGAACAUCCCAUGGCUGAACAUCCCAUGGCUGAACAUCCCAUGACUGAACAUCCCAUGGCUGAACAUCCCCAUACAAUGGAAGAAGAAAAUAAGGAGCAUACUCCUGAGAAAACUGGCGAUUAUUAUAAAGAUGUAAAACAGUAUGUCUUCACAACACAAAAUCCAAAUGGCACACAGUCUGAAAUAUCCGUGAGAGCAACAACUGAUCUGAAUUUUUCUCUGAGAAACUAUAAACUCUUCAAUGAAACAACUACGACGGCACCUCCUGAAGUAGUCAGCCAUGAAGAAAAAGGAACCCAGAGUCCAAAUGAGCCUGCAUUUUGGACAAUGUUAGCUAAAGCUAUAAAUGCAACCACCAGUGAGGACAACCAACGAGAUCAAUUUUUUCACCCAAUUCCAAACUCUGAUGUGAACGCUACAUGGGAAGACAACACGGCAAGAAUACAGGAAGCCAAGUUAAAAUUAAUGCUGGGCAUCUCACUGAUGACCCUCUUCCUUUUUGUCGUCCUGCUGGCAAUCUGUAGUGCCAUGCUGUACAAAAUGAAGAUGAUGAAAUAUAAACAAGCAUGUCAGACUGGUGAAUACUCCGUCAACCCAGAGCUGGCCACCCUGUCUUACUUUCAUCCAUCAGAAGGCGUAUCAGACACAUCAUUUUCCAAGAGUGCGGAGAGCAGCACAUUUUGGGGCACCACUUCUUCAGAAUUAAAGAAAUCAGACACAAGGUCAAAAUCUAGGAUGACAGACAUGACUUCCACAGCCUCAGAGGAGAAUGAGGAGUCAGACAUAAUUCAGAGUGAGGAGCCCAGCGAAGAACCCACAGAUGAUUAG
Budorcas taxicolor (takin) is the source of this 918-nucleotide messenger RNA. RefSeq names its product equatorin (gene EQTN). Gene Ontology annotation, biological process: endocytosis; acrosomal vesicle exocytosis; fusion of sperm to egg plasma membrane involved in single fertilization. NCBI's taxonomy places the organism in Eukaryota, Metazoa, Chordata, Mammalia, Artiodactyla, Bovidae. Gene Ontology annotation, cellular component: plasma membrane. The transcript has 7 exons. Bases 1 to 918 code for a protein of 305 amino acids. The record is from RefSeq and is a predicted model, not a curated record.